AUGAUUCUUACGGAUCGUUCUCUUCAUGAAACAACACGUCGACGUGGUGUUGAUUUUGUUAAUGACCAAUCGUCAACACUUGUCCGAACAUCAGGUCGACGUACAUCCUCUACUCAUCACGGUCUUCCUCUAUCUGAUCCAUUAACUAAUUUAAGUGGAUCUAUAACGAAUGAUGCUGAUCCAAUACGAAUAUCUACUAUAAAUUGUCUUGUACCUGCUAGUGUAAAUUUUGCUACAAGUUAUCUCAAACAACAACUGCUCAUGCUGGCAUUUUCUCGUCCAUUAGAUGAAGAAUUAACUAUUGAAGAACAAAUUGAAGCAUCAAAACAUCCUGAUUUUGAAUCAUCUGAACGUGUUGUUAUAAAUGUAUCUGGUUUAAAAUUUGAAACACAAUUACAAACAUUAAAUAAUUUUCCUCGUACAUUACUUGGUAAUCCAUCUCGACGUGUACGAUUUUUUGAUCCAUUACGUAAUGAAUAUUUUUUUGAUCGAAAUCGACCAAGUUUUGAUGCUAUACUUUAUUAUUAUCAAUCAAAUGGUCGACUUCGACGACCAAAUCAUGUCCCAAUAGAUGUAUUUACAGAAGAAAUCAAAUUUUUCGAAUUAGGUGAAGAUGCAUUUAAUAAAUUUCGUGAAGAUGAAGGUUUUAUUAAAGAAGAAGAACGUAUUUUACCUAAACCAGAUGUUCAACGUAAAGUUUGGCUUUUAUUUGAAUAUCCUGAAACUUCUCAAUGGGCACGUGUUAUUGCUAUUAUAUCAGUUACUGUUAUUCUUAUGUCAAUUGUCAUAUUUUGUCUUGAAACUCUUCCUAAAUUUAAACGUUAUCGUGUACGACCAGCUGACAAUACAUCUUAUGAUUCAUCUCGUUUAACUAUUGAAGAAGAUGAUAUACCAGAAUUGACAGAACCAUUUUUUAUUAUUGAAACAUGUUGUAUUGUAUGGUUUUCAUUUGAACUUCUUGUUCGUCUUUUUUCAUCACCUAUGAAACUUGUCUUUCUUAAAUCAAUGAUGAAUAUUAUUGAUAUUGUUGCUAUUGUACCUUAUUUUAUAACAUUAUUUACAAUAUUAGCUGAAGAAAAAACUAAAUCAAAUCAAGCUAUGUCAUUAGCUAUAUUACGAGUUAUACGUCUUGUACGUGUUUUUCGUAUAUUUAAAUUAUCAAGACAUUCAAAAGGUUUACAAAUAUUAGGACAAACAUUACGUGCAAGUAUGCAAGAAUUAGCUUUAUUAAUAUUUUUUCUAUUUAUUGGUGUUAUAUUAUUUUCAUCGGCGGUUUAUUUUGCUGAACAAAGUGAACCAGAAUCAUUUUUUAAAUCUAUACCGGAUGCAUUUUGGUGGGCUAUGAUAACAAUGACAACUGUCGGUUAUGGAGAUAUGCGUCCAGUUGGUAUAUUUGGUAAAAUUGUUGGUUCAAUGUGUGCUAUUGCCGGUGUACUUACGAUUGCUUUACCUGUGCCUGUUAUUGUAUCAAAUUUUAAUUAUUUUUAUCAUCGAGAUAUUGAUUCUGAAGAACAAAAAGAUAUAAAAUAUUCUAUGGGAGGAAAUUCUACUUCACCAACUGGUGAUAUUACUGUUGAUCAUUAUGCUUUAACAGUAUCACCAAAAGAUAGUAACAAUGAUAUAAAUAAAAAUAAAUAUUAUUCAUCAUCUGAUGCAUAUCAUCAUUUUGAUGAAUCUGAUGCAUUUAUUCAGUCAUAUUCUAUGGCUGAUGAUACAACACAUCGUUCAUCGGCUACAAAUCAUAAAAUACAAAGAACAUCACCAACACAACAAUUAAUACAAAGAAAAAUUGCAUCUACAAAUAAUAAUAAUUUACAUCCAUCGAAUGAACCACUUAAUGUUGAAACUGAUGUAUAG
This is a messenger RNA of Rotaria sordida, 1857 nucleotides long. Lineage: Eukaryota; Metazoa; Rotifera; Eurotatoria; Philodinida; Philodinidae. The record is from the annotation of a GenBank genome assembly.